GGUAACGCACACAAAAACCAAAGAAAAAGCCCACACGCUUCUGCACUCACAGCCAAACAGCCUCAGAGGCGGAGAAGGAGCAGCGCCAACAGAAAAAACCGAGACACAGCUGGAGCGACCGCAACAACGAUAACUGCGAGAAUUAAUCGCAGGAAGGUAGAAAUCCAUUGAGAACAUACCCUCUUCCCAGUGUACGCGGCGGUUAGACUCAACUCAACAGGUAUCCACGGCGGUUAGCACCAGGCACAGAGAACGUCAGUUGCGGUAUUCAUAGCUUCUCUUUGGAAACCAAGCGCCCUACCAUCUUCACUGCAUUUUACAAGCUUGUCUCUUUGUGUCUCGCCAGGGAGAAGAGAGAGAGAGAGAGAGAGAAAGACCAGCCAUUCGUUUCCUUUCGUUUAACAGAGCAUAGACAACGCGGAUAGAGCGCUAGAUACAACGUGAGACAGGAUGGGUAACGCAGAGUCGAAGCUCGCGUAUAAGAAUAGACUGUUCCGUCUUGCGGGAGUGGCUUACUCAGAAGAAGAGGGUGUUGAUGAUAUCAAACUCGAAAUAGGAUCGCAGGACCCAUACUGGCGGAUGUUUUGGGAGGUACCCACAAGCGCGGAAGAGGUGUUUGCCAUCUUGACGUACUCAGACAUAAAGGAGAUCAGGGAUAGCAACAAGGCGAAUUUCCUAAACUGGAUACGGAUCGUGACGUUCAAGUUGGUGUCCAUAUCCAGGUCGAAGACGUUUGCGGAGGAUGAAAAGAGUAAGAAGGAGCUGUUGAACUGUGUGCGGGUGUUGACACGGAUUGUGCCAUUUCUGUUUGAAAUGGGGUCGUUGUGGGAAAAGGACGUGAAUAACCUCUUUUGGAGCGUUGGGUUGAAUGCCCCGAGCGACGAGUCUCCGUUUACCGGGACAACUACAUCUGCGACAGUUGGCUCUUUCUCUUCGUCAGAGUCGAGGAACGUGUCAUUGGAGAGCUCCAGUGUGAAGGCCAACAUUGGACAGCGACUGAAUGCAUCCCCAAGCUCCACAAGGGCGAACGUGGGACAAGGCACUGCGACGUUGCCAUUAGGCCAUACUUUGAUUACAACGUUGGUUGACCUACUGUUUACUCGUGAGUUCACAUUGGAAAGAAAUGGAGUAAGAGGCUCAGAAUAUAAGAUAUGGGAGGCUGGAAUUGGCUACAAUGCCAAAUACGAAAAAACGUCACCCCAAUUGGAUUCCAAUAGAUUGGAAAUUCUCAGAUUGCUAUUGGCCUUGACCUCACAAACGCUAUACUGCACUCCUAAAAAUGCAGUUUCAGGAGGAUCCAGGUUUAUGACAACGCUCGUCACCACGCUUCCAAGGAUGAAGGCAUUGACAUUCAUUUGUUCGCUAUUGAACGUUGUGUGCCGUUCAUGCAAAACAGACGAUCAGAACAACGGAUUGAGCUAUGCAACAGCUUCAAACUCGAAUUAUUCUUCAACGAAUUUCUUCGUACUGAGAAGAACUUUUGUCACAUACACUCUACAAUUGUUAACCGUGAUGUUGGUCUAUCCAUUGCCUCCUAAUGACCUUUCAUUUUUGCACAAGCUAAACAUGCUUCCUACAGAUGAACGGCCUCACAACAUGGUUCGGCUUUACUUGGGAAGACUUCAUAAAGAGUCUGAGUUGACUAUGAUUUACACAUCCAUUAUGUCACUGCUAACAAGACCCAUUGAAGAGGCAGUUGAAAAAGAGACAAAUCCUUUCAAUGUUAUCAAAACCAAUUUUGUUACUUCUCCAACCUCAACAGCCGUCCACGGAACUCAAAACAAUUCAUUCCCAGCAUUGUCCUCAUGGUCCACUGAACUUGUAGCGUUGCUAUGGGAUCUCAUUCAAUGUAACAAACAUUUCAAGGCUUUUGUUUACUCUAAAAAAGCACACGAAUUGAUGGUGACUUUGUUAUACUACAUCAAAUAUUAUAGACACAAUGAACUUUGGAGGCCCAGUUUGAUCAGAAUUUCGUGUUUCUUCAUGCUAUACCUCACAUCGGAUGGUACUGUUACAUCGAAGUUGUUGGCACCUUUCAGCACAAAUUACUAUUCACACAAAAUUCCAAAUUUCUACAAGUUGAGCAACCAGACGGUGCCAUCGAAUUUGACAUAUAGAGACUUUUUCGUCAUUCAAAUAUCAAAUAUGAUCGUACAGGAUGAAUUUGACAUCAUGAUAUCACCUAAUUUAUAUGAGUUCCUUUACAAUAUCAUUCCGGUGAAGACACCAGAUCCAACUACAAAGGGCAAAACAUAUUUGUCCUACCAUGCUGGACUAGCAGUUUUGAACGUUAUUAACAUGAUGUCAAAGCCUGGUGCAUUGAAGGAUCCUUUGAGACUGGACUUGCUUGCCCUUCUUAUUAGAUCCAUAGCACACGCAAUUUGUCGUUGCCAUAAGGAGUCAAGAACCUUACUGUUUUUGAUUGUCAAACACGAAAGAGUAUUACUCAACCUCAUGAACUCAAUACAAUCUACAACUUUGGAUAACGAGGAACAAGAGGCAAAUUCAUCGGAGGAUCCACCAUCAAUGGAACGUGUUGUAUCUAAUAGAAACUCCCCACAACUGGAUAAUUUAGAUCAGAGCGAACAUGUUACUGAUGCCGAUGAGAAACUAAAGGAUGAGGAAGAAGUGGAUGAGUUCCAGAAGAGUUUGAGGCCAAAUCCAUUAAUCGGUAUGUCUUUAAAAGCAAAAUCGAAACUACCUGUGGAUGCGCCAUUGUCGACAACUUGGGCUGGCCACAGAGCUUUACUUAUUAUCUUGAGGUCAAUUAAUCUCGUUAGAAAAGAGAUCCCACGGUUUGAUGAUAUUCCAAAGACUGAGAUUAUCGAAGUUCUACUGAAAAUUGAGAAUAUCAACAACUUUGAGGAAAAAGUUGCAAGAUUUGCCACUUCUGAGUUUCUCCCGAAGACCAAGUUUGACAAUUUGAGAUUUACUUGGUCUAGCAUUUCUUUAGGAUGGUAUGAGAGUACUAUUUGGGGUAUCAUAUUCUACGAGAAUGUCAGCUCUUAUAGAGAGGCAACUUCCUCCUCAUGGUUCAAUAAAAGAAGCUCCACGAUUUCUUUGAAGGGUGUUGCCUCGAGCUGGGGUUUCAAUUGGAAAUCUCCAUCACCAGAAAAAUCAGAACCUCUAUUUGAACUUGAUGUGACCAUACUCCAGUUGGGGAUAUGGAAUGGUACUGCAAUUAAACUCUUCAAAAUCAAGAAACCGGUGGUUGAGAAACCGCUUGUUGACAUGACAAGCUUAAUGAAGAGAUUCAGACUGAACAGUACAUCAUCGAUUGCUACUGCAGAGUCGAAAACUUCAAUAAGCUCACCAAGGCUUAAUGGGCAAUCUCCAAACCAGCUGACACCAAUCAACUCUCGCCAGUCUUUUGCAACACCAAGAAACUCCGUAUCUCACAGAGAUUCAGUUCAUCUGAAUCUUAGUAGACAAAGUUCAUUCCAAAACCUUUAAACUGGUGCAUUUUAGUCCAUUAUAUAUAGAUCAUGAU
Williopsis jadinii is the source of this 3490-nucleotide messenger RNA. RefSeq names its product Ecm30p (gene ECM30). Lineage: Eukaryota; Fungi; Ascomycota; Saccharomycetes; Phaffomycetales; Wickerhamomycetaceae. The transcript has a single exon. The record is from RefSeq and is a predicted model, not a curated record. Gene Ontology annotation, cellular component: Golgi medial cisterna; Golgi trans cisterna; membrane. The coding region runs from base 451 to 3453 and encodes 1000 amino acids.